AACUCGUCGUUCCUGCAGCGUGAGGACCCAGACCUGCCAGUGUGUGUGGAGCAGACCGUGUUGGUGUGGGUUCCGCUGGGCUUCCUGUGGCUCUGUGCCCCCUGGCACCUAGCAGUCCUCUGCAGGAAGGGCAUCCCCACUAAACACCUGUCCAAACUAUACCUCUGUAAACAGGUAAACUAAACACCUGUCCAAGAUAUACCCCAGUGGGCAACAUUUGGCACAUUAUGUCAUUUUCUGUUUGUAACCUGUACUUUUCUGGUUGAGAAGAUAUACAACCAGAUUGCAACUAACUGGUUUCUGUUACAACCAGGUAAAGGCAUACAGACAUCAUUGGAAAUAUGUCAUAUUGUGGUCGUUUUUUGGUCAGAUACACAGAUUACAACCUGAUAAAGACGUAUUUUUACGUUAAGAAAACAUCCUUACACAAGCAGUAUAGAACCUGACCAUGAUGUCAUAAAUGUUGUAAUGACAUCAUUGCCAUGACUUCAUUACAACAUUGUACGCUCGGACCUCUGUAAACAGGUUAACUAUUGACCGUUUACAAACUCAAAUUAAGCACCUUCAAGUGUGAUAAAAAAAUAAAAAUCUCUGUGAUAUCGACGCUGAAUCUUUCUUCAAGCAAGUAACAGAGAUGAUCGCUGCAUCGCUCCAUCUGUCACUAUCUCUCUCUCUCUCUCCUUCCCACCUCUCCCUCCUCCUCAGAUUGUGGUUGGCCUGUUGUUGCUGACCGCCAUAGCAGGUCUAGCUGUGACGUUAGGAGAGGAUUAUGGUCCAACCAGAGACACCACUGUGACAGAGACAAAUCCUGGGGUUUUCUAUGCCAACCCCAUUCUGUUCGCUGUCUCAUGGGUAAACCUUUUCAUUGAUCUAUUUAUGUAUUAAUUGGUGUUGAAUUAAAAACAGGGACCGACGCAAACACUUUGACACAAAUGUUCACCCCACAGUGUAUAGUUGUGCCACAGUGUAUCUCGUUUCUAUUUGGUUGUGAUUCGUUGUGGUUUUCCUUGUGACUUUUUAUCACUGUGGUUGUCUGCUAAAUAAAACACUGUAUUAUUGUAUGUCCCUUUCAGAUCCUGCUGCUGCUGUGUCAGGAGGGAGUGAGGAGGAAAGAGGGAGCGGUGGACUCUGCUACUCUGUUCCUCUUCUGGCUGAUCCUGUUGGUCUGUGAUAUCUUCCCCUUCCAGACCCUGCUACGAGAGGCCCUCAGAAUG
Molecule: messenger RNA, 1214 nt
Organism: Coregonus sp. 'balchen'
Lineage: Eukaryota; Metazoa; Chordata; Actinopteri; Salmoniformes; Salmonidae
Source: the annotation of a GenBank genome assembly